AUGAGUUUAAAGGUUGAUGAACACUGUUCUUUUAUCCAAAGUAUGAUAGACACAAAGAACUUCCUGUAUUACUUGACGGAGCCAUACAGACUCAGCACUAUAUACUGGUCUGUGAACUCCCUAUCGAUGUUGGGAAGGGAGGAGAUGCUAAGAAUGAAGGACCGAAUAAUCGAGUAUGUAAUGAACUGUAAGAAUGACGAUGGAGGGUUUGGAGGAUGCAAGGGAUACCCUUCCAACAUAACAAGUACCUUCCAUGCCCUGCAAAUACUCUACAUCUAUCGCAUAGCUUACCGUGACAGGAACACUGCUUUAUUUAUAUCAGGACUGCUGCAGCCGGAGGGAUAUUUCUACAAUGACAGGUAUGGAGAGAUAGACACCCGAAUCAGCUGCUGCGGAGUCUUGGGGCUGCAGUUACUGUCUCUUUUGGAAAGGGGAGAUUUUGAUCCCGAAAGUUUGUCUAGGCCGGCGUGCAAGGUGUUUUUGUCGGAGGUUGGGGUUGAUUUGAAAGCUAUUGUUCAAUAUAUUCAAAAAUGUUACAAUCUGGAUGGGGGAUUUGGGGCUGUUGAGGGUGCUGAAUCUCAUGCUGCACAAGUGUUCUGUUGCCUAAGCACGCUAAGGUCUCUUGGGGCUUUGGAGCUUGUCGACAAGGAAAGUAUCUCUAGAUUUAUAGUCAAGAAGCAGGCAAGAUCUGGAGGUCUUUCUGGAAGGGUGAGCAAGAAGGAAGAUGUUUGCUAUUCGUUUUGGGCAUACUCUUCUCUUGUGCUUAUUGGAAAAGAAAAUUGUGUGAAUCAAGAGAGGUUGGAGAAUUUCAUAUUGUCCUGCCAAGGACGGAGUGGGGGAUUCUCUGAUAGACCUGGAGACGAAGUUGACUUAUAUCAUCUCAUGUUUUCUCUGGCCGGGCUCUCUCUACUUGGAUACAAAGGUCUUAAGAAAAUCGAUCCUGGUUUUGGAUUAUGA
This is a messenger RNA of Encephalitozoon intestinalis ATCC 50506, 957 nucleotides long. RefSeq names its product type II protein farnesyltransferase subunit beta. Gene Ontology annotation, biological process: protein geranylgeranylation. Gene Ontology annotation, molecular function: Rab geranylgeranyltransferase activity. The transcript has a single exon. The record is from RefSeq and is a predicted model, not a curated record. NCBI's taxonomy places the organism in Eukaryota, Fungi, Microsporidia, Unikaryonidae. Bases 1 to 957 code for a protein of 318 amino acids. Gene Ontology annotation, cellular component: Rab-protein geranylgeranyltransferase complex.